Molecule: messenger RNA, 1052 nt
Organism: Hyposmocoma kahamanoa
Lineage: Eukaryota; Metazoa; Arthropoda; Insecta; Lepidoptera; Cosmopterigidae
Gene: Osi20
Exons: 3
Coding region: 43-921 (292 amino acids)
Source: RefSeq, a predicted model, not a curated record
CCGGGCCGUACGUUUAAUUAGACUAAUGACAGUGUAGCCAACAUGAAGUGUGUACUCGUACUCGCGUCUAUCGUCUUGGUACAGGGAUACACCCUGAAAGACAAUGAAAUUGAAACGGCUCGGAUUCAAACUAGUGAUGAUCUAAUCAACAGUGUUAUUAGUGAUUGUUUCGAAGCUGAAAGUCCUAUGACAUGUCUCAAAGUGAAGGUUCUCUCCUUCCUGGAUACAAAAUUGGGAGUGACUUCGGAAUCUGCGAGAGCGUUUGAGGAACACAACAUUGACAUAGUGAUCUUUGACCGCGUUGGAAAAAUUCUAAAUUCAAAUGAGUUCAGGUUACAGUUGCCUGAAUUCCUUUUCCAGAAUGCUGAGGUGUCUUAUAGAGCUGAUAGAGGAUUUGAUGUGGAAUUUCCUGUGGAGAAAAAUGACAAUGGAGAAGCCCGAGGCAUUUUGAAGAAAAAGCUCCUGCUGCCAGUACUACUUCUCCUAAAGCUGAAGAUGAAGGCUCUCAUGCCAAUUCUGGUGGCUAUCAUCGGUAUUAAGGCAAUCAAGGCACUGAUCUUGAGCAAACUAGCCAUUACGCUUGUCCUUGGUUUCCUAAUCUACAACCUUGUUAUGAAGAAAGGAGCAAUGCCAAUGAUGAUGCCAACUGAUGCUCCAGCCCUAUCAUCUCAAUAUGGGCCCCCUGCAUCCCAGUAUGGUCCUCCAUCAACGCCAGCAGCGCCUCAAGACUCAUACGGGUCACCAGCUUGGGAACCUGCAAGCUCAGGUCCUUAUGCUAGAGUUUGGGAUCCUUCACAGAUAGCCUAUAAUAGCUAUUACCCCAACGACAGCGCAUCAACUGCAAACCAAUCUCCGAGCUACUCAAGUGUAGCUUCCAUCUCAUCAACUCUCUCGUCAUCCUCAUCAUCACCAAGCAAUUAAAGGUCUACCUCAAUAGCAUAUAGCACGUUAGGAAAGAAAAUUCCAAGACACUUCUAGAUUUUUACCUAUGACGUGUCAGGCACUGAAAUGUACAUAAGCUCCACACGAAUCGGCUAGAGUUUAGGGCAAGU